CUUGUUUGUUUACCCUUCAAGCCGUGCGGCCUUAGUUGCUAUUCCGACCCUUUGUUGCAACUAAGUAAGCCUUUUGCCCACUAAAAGAGAAAGCUAAGCAAAGAAAGCUAGAGCACAAAGAGAGAUUGGGAGAAUGAAAGUAUAUUACUUGAAAGAGAGCUUUACAAGUAUAGAUGAGAUUUCUUGGAUGGUUUGGCCAAAUGAGGCCUCCACCUAUUUAUAGGCAUACAAAGCUUAAUCCUACGGCUAUAAUUGCUUUAAUCCUACGGUGGAGAAUGGUUCCCACCUACUCCCACCUACUUUACAUAAAAUAUCUAAAGAAACAUCUAGAAUGGAUAUGUACAUGGCUUGGCCCAUUGUAAGGCCCAAAAUAGGCCCAAAGUGGAUUAUAAGGCCCAUAAUGGAUUGGAAGGCCCAAAAUGGAGAGAAUGCUCACCAAGUGUUUGAUGAAAUGCUUCAACCGUGACAUUCUCCCCCACCUAUGCCGUCGACGUCCUCGUCGAGCUUGCUUCAUGGAACCUCUUGAUAGCAGGUUCCCAACUUGCUUCGCUAGCGGGAAGUCCUUUUUCACGGGACGUGACACUAGGCACCGUAGCAUACCCCCGCACAAACACCCACCCGGAUCCCGCCGAGAUUGCCCCCCAAGCAAGGUUCGGAAAGACUCCCACACGAGUGCAGGUGUCCUUCGUCCCCCAUUUCGGGCAGCGCCCCCAGCAAUCACCAAACAAGCAUCCAUGAAGAAGCAUACCCCGCACAAACACCCACCCGGAUCCCACCGAGAUUGCCCCCCAAGCAAGGUUCGGAGAGACUCCCGCACGAGUGCAGGUGUCCUUCUUCCCCCAUUUCGGGCAGCGCCCCCAGCAGUCACCAAACAAGCAUCCAUGAAGAAGCAAACCCCGCACAAACACCCACCCGGAUCCCACCGAGAUUGCCCCCCAAUCAAGGUUCGGAGAGACUCCCACACGAGUGCAGGUGUCCUUCGUCCCCCAUUUCGGGCAGCGCCCCCAGCAAUCACCAAACAAGCAUCCAUGAAGAAGCAUACCCCGCACAAACACCCACCCGGAUCCCACCGAGAUUGCCCCCCAAGCAAGGUUCGGAGAGACUCCCGCACGAGUGCAGGUGUCCUUCGUCCCCCAUUUCGGGCAGCGCCCCCAGCAAUCACCAAACAAGCAUCCAUGAAGAAGCAUACCCCGCACAAACACCCACCCGGAUCCCACCGAGAUUGCCCCCCAAGCAAGGUUCGGAGAGACUCCCGCACGAGUGCAGGUGUCCUUCUUCCCCCAUUUCGGGCAGCGCCCCCAGCAGUCACCAAACAAGCAUCCAUGAAGAAGCAAACCCCGCACAAACACCCACCCGGAUCCCACCGAGAUUGCCCCCCAAUCAAGGUUCGGAGAGACUCCCACACGAGUGCAGGUGUCCUUCGUCCCCCAUUUCAGGCAGCGCCCCCAACAGUCACCGGACAAGCAUCCAUGAAGAAGCAUCGCCCACAAAUGCCGCAGCAUGCAAAACCAUGGCAAUAGCCAUAUGAAGCAAUGGAUCGCACCGCAUAAGCCCACACAUUCCGAGUUUCCGACAUGGUGCUGCAUGCCUAGGCACCGUAGCAUACCCCCGCACAAACACCCCCCUGGAUCCCGCCGAGAUUGCCCCCCAAGCAAGGUUCGAAAAGACUCCCGCACGAGUGCAGGUGUCCUUCGUCCCCCAUUUCGGGCAGCGCCCCCAGCAAUCACCAAACAAGCAUCCAUGAAGAAGCAUACCCCGCACAAACACCCACCCGGAUCCCACCGAGAUUGCCCCCCAAGCAAGGUUCGGAGAGACUCCCGCACGAGUGCAGGUGUCCUUCGUCCCCCAUUUCAGGCAGCGCCCCCAACAGUCACCGAACAAGCAUCCAUGAAGAAGCAUAUACCCCGCACAAACACCCACCCGGAUCCCACCGAGAUUGCCCCCCAAGCAAGGUUCAGAGAGACUCCCGCACGAGUGCAGGUGUCCUUCGUCCCCCGUUUCAGGCAGCGCCCCCAACAGUCACCGAAUAAGCAUCCAUGAAGAAGCAUCGCCCACAAAUGCCGCAGCAUGCAGAACCAUAGCAAUAGCCACACGAAGCAAUCGAUCGAACCGGACAAGCCCACACAUUCCGCUUUUUUUCCCGCACCGCACCGCACCGCCCAAGCCCCGCCCCCCCGGGCCCACCUGCUGGUCGCCGACGGUGGGGCCCACCCGGCACCGUUACCGGUGCAUGGUGGCCCCCACCUGCCGACGAGACCUGCCAUUGUGCCCACACCCCCACUGGGGGGUGUGGGCAGCGCUGGCAGGCCGGGGGGGGGGGCUCGCUGUUGAAGCAGGCAGGUACCACC
Messenger RNA from Ziziphus jujuba (common jujube), 2348 nucleotides. RefSeq names its product early nodule-specific protein 2-like. The record is from RefSeq and is a predicted model, not a curated record. Lineage: Eukaryota; Viridiplantae; Streptophyta; Magnoliopsida; Rosales; Rhamnaceae. The transcript is spliced from 3 exons. Bases 420 to 1520 code for a protein of 366 amino acids.